AAAUCAUACAUGUCCGACAGUUUAACUCUACACACGCACUUACAUUGUUUAAAGGAAAAACAUUAUGUCUUACUACACCAUAAUCCUGGCUAAUAGCUUUUUAAAACUGAGAAAAAUUUUUAAAAAGGUUUUACAUGUCACUUGAAACUUUAACAUUAUCAAAGAAGGAAUGCUUCUACGGUCUUAUAAAUAUGACUAGAAAGAAACAACAAUGAAAAAGCUAAGAAAUUGUCUCAGUGGCACUUUUUUUUAACAAUCCUUCCUCCACAGUAAAGUAUUAUUAAAUAAUCCAAUGCACUCACCAAAUGGCUGAUUCACUCUGGUGUCUUCCGCCAUUAUCAGUGCAUAUUUAUGCAUGACUGAGAUAAGAGUUUUCUUAACGUUAGAAAAGCAACAGCAGCUGCUGCCAGGGCAGCAUCAACCUCAUCCAGGGAUGAGAAAGUUACAAAACCAAAUCCUCUUGAUCUUUUGCAUGCAAGACUCGUAUUACCAGUCUGGAAGCUUCUCCUAUUGUUUGUAGUACUUCCUCAAACCUUCUGUGGUUUCAAAGCUUAAGUCACCAAUAGAGAGUUUAGGGAACUGUUCCAUCACUUUGGCACGAUUUCCCACAGCUGAGUGAGGUGAGAGAUCUCUGCAGACCAACACGAGCUGGACUUGUCCUGGAACUGUAGUGAGAACUACCGCUGUUCAAGAAAAAAUGCCCAGGAGUAUCUCCACAUGAGACUGGUGUUGCUGAUAUUGCACUUCAUACUUAGAGAUUAAGAUUCACGUUGUCCCUCCCCCAACCAGUUUUUGCAUCUCUGGGACUGAGAUCCUUUCUUGAGAAUGCAUGACUGCAUAACAUGGUGAGAUUCAUCAAAACUGCUGCAACAGCUCAUUCCUUAUUGUCGAAUCACCACAACCACCUACCCCGUCAUCGUCGUCGUCAUCAUCAUCAUCUGAAAACUCUCGAUCUGCUUUGCCUAAAGUCUACUUGUGGGGACAUGGACCUUACAUAAGGGAGCUCAGUGAAGCCCUCCUUGAGAAGGCAGCCCUGAGACACUUGGGAGAAAGCAAUUCCGGCAGAGAAAGGUAAGUUCAAAGACCACAGUGGUGCAACAAACAACAUUGUGGCACUGUGGCAGAAAAAAGAAACGUAGUAGGACAUGAGGCCAGAGCUGGCAUCUGCACAGGGGUGCAUCUGUGUGUGAAUAUGAGCACUCAUUUGUGUGCGAGCACUCACACUCGUGUGGGUGCCUGGCUAUGGCCCUCUGGGCCCCAUAGGAGCAAGCCCAGAUGGCUAUGAUAAUAUACUGAGGGGGACUGCAGGUGAGGACGAUAGAGGAGAGACAUCCACUGAGGCUGCGUGGAUUCCGGUCUGAACCACAGUGGGGCUGUAGGUGCUCUAGGUGGGGAGCUAGCAACUGCUACAUGUGGGGCUAGGAUUGGAGAGGAGUUGAGCACUGGAUCAGCUUCUACCUCUGUGUGCUACUGAGGUGAACAUUUUGUCUUGGGACCCAUCCACAGAUAGCUUGCCCUGGGCUGGACCUCACAGAGCUGCUAUCUCCACAUGGGCACAAAAACAGCAGGGAAGGGCAUUCACCCUGGACUCCCUGAUGGUUGGCCAGGCUGGCCCUUCUGAGCAUCACACAAAAGUCACUACUACACAUGACUAUGGACUAGGGGCCCAGGAGGACCCAGCGAGUAAUUAGACUAAUUCCUGUCCUCUCAGGCUCCUACUACCCUCCAGGAACCAGGAAGGGAACAAAGACUGCCAGAGCUUGGGUGAACAGACUGUGUCACCAUGGAGCUUCUCUUCUGUUCCCAGCAUUCCACAGUUCUAUUAGAAGGCAAGCUCCCACAGGGCGCUAUGGCAGACUGAACCAAGAGGCUGAUGCUCUGCCGUCCAUGGGAAGAGAGACCUAUAAAACGCCACAGUCGGAGAGACAGGGAGAGUAAGGUGCAGCGAUGAAACCAAUUAUCCCAAGGAAUGAGGCAGAACACCGAGCCGCUGCCUGGGGCUCACCACGUUCCCCCGGACCCACCCGCCGGAAGUGGAAGAGCACAUUUCAAAUCUUCGGGGAAGAAGUGUGCCCCACAGAUCAGUCGAUGCACCGUGGGCCCUGCACUGUUCUCCAAGAGCCCAUCUGCUGUGAAUGCCAGAUCAAAUUUGGGGGCCGCCUGCCUGUGCCCAGAGCUGAGGCAGCACUGCCUUACUGGGUCCCUGAGUCUCUGAGACCCCAAAAGCAGAUCCAAAAGAUGAUCCGGUUUUAUAUCCCCAGAACCACCAAGGUGGGCAGGUGCCCCUGCCCAUGCCACCGCUUUGGGGGCUGCCUCCCGGUGCCUAGGAAUCAGGCGGCAAUGCCCUACUGGGUGCCGCAGGUCCUGAGGUCUCAAAAGAAGGUGGUGAAAAGGCUGCGGAGCUUUAAAGGCGUCCCAGAAACCCCGCUGGACUUGCGCCCCUGGCACAGCCGCUGGCGGGUCUGCUGUGAAAAGCACCUCCUGCUCAAGUGGCAGCAGCUCCAGGCCCUCCACCAGGAGGAGCCAGUGGGCCCCGGGCUGGGAGCCAGUGCCCCGGCCUCCCUCCUGCCCUUCGGCCUCAGCCUUCUGACCCUCCUCCAGGCCAUCCUGAAGGUCAUCACAGCCAUUCGCCAGUUGUUUUAGGUUUGACGUUGGACCUUCAGCUGCUGUCAAGAACGUCAGCAAAACUACUGGUCACAUUCGAGUCCUCCCGAGUCCUCAGGUUGGAGGAGUCUGGGAUAGCCACUGUUUCCUCAAAUGGUUUAACCCACAUCCAAGAUUCAAUCCCAGUUAUGGUCACCAGGUGACUCUGUCCUAGUAGACCUGGUGCGAAUGUGGGUAAGGUCUUUGCGACACGGGCAAUAAAUGUUAUUUGUGGAA
Tupaia belangeri chinensis (Chinese tree shrew) is the source of this 2880-nucleotide messenger RNA. It is a transcript of the gene CUNH16orf95, whose product is annotated as chromosome unknown C16orf95 homolog. The record is from RefSeq and is a predicted model, not a curated record. The transcript is spliced from 9 exons. The coding region runs from base 1948 to 2643 and encodes 231 amino acids. Lineage: Eukaryota; Metazoa; Chordata; Mammalia; Scandentia; Tupaiidae.